CGCGUUGGGAAACAGUGGCGCAGAGAGAGACUAGCUGUAGCGUAGUCUAGGUACCAGCACCGGAGGAGACCGGAUAGAAAGUGAUGUGAUCUGAUACGGGUAGCUACGUGAGGACUCGCGCUUAAAAAGUGUGCAUCACUUCUCUGUCCUAUAUCAGUGUCGUCGUUUUAAGCGGUGGCGUAGAAGCACGAUUGUCAAACGCGGACGUUCCUGCUUGAUUUAUAUUGAAAUCGGUGAGGCUGCAAGGAUGAUGGUUUGCAGGGAUCCCCUCUCCAGUUGACCUCUUGACCUCUCGUCACUCAUGAUGUCCGUCCACACCCCCCCGCUCUCCCGCAGUGGCUCCUCCCCUUCUUCUGUCGGCUUGGCCAAUCGCAGCGGUCCCCCUGCCGCCCCUCCCACCUCCCUCAGCCUGCGCUCCUCCUACAACCAACUCCUGGGCCAUGACAUCAUAAAGGAGUCCCCUACCGCCAUGGAAACGGGGAGUUCUGCCACUUUACCCAAGAGUCGCCAUAGAUACGCCAUGACCAGUGUGCAUAGCGCCAUGGGACUGAGCGGCAGACGCCUCCCCACCAAGUCCUCUUCAUCCUCUGCUCUCUACUCCUCCUCCUCUUCCUCAUUCUUCUCCACCAACCCCAAGCUGGCAAAGGAUGGUGCCAACCUGCAGCGGAAGGCCGAGACACAGCAACAGGAGCAGAGUAAAACCAACACAGAGGUCAAAGAGCAGGAUGACAUCAUCACCCCCAUACACAGCUCUGAUUGGAUGGAGAGCGAGAACUCACUGGACCCCCUCCCAUUUUGUCGGAGGACAAAGAGCUUUCUGGAGUUAAGUGAAAAGGAAGAGGACCCACCCAGUGGAGGAAACAAAGAGGAAGACUCUCCUAGUGGAGGCAAUAAGGAAGAAGAUCUUCUCAGCAAGGAAGAGGAGGAAGGGGAUGAGAAGCACCCCUGCCCUGAGAAAGACCAGGUCAGCCUGGAUAAAGAGAGAGAGAGACCGGAGGAGGAGAAACAGACCCCAAAACAGGAGGAAUACAAAGAGGAAGAGGGUGCCACUCCAACUGCUACACAGCCUCUACUACAGGGGGUCCACUCUCCCGCCAUCUCUCCCCUAAACCAUCUCAGCUGGGCCCAAGAGAACAAGAUCCAGAGUUGCCCCCCACUUCAGGGCAGAGACGAGGCCCUAACCCAGGCCCAGGGUCACCCACACAGCGUUGAGACGCCCCCCAAACCCCCCCGAAGUGCACAGGCUCCCCCGCCCAGAGUGAUCAAGGUGGAGCUGCACCCCAACAAUGAGAACCCGUACCUCCACCGCCCCCCCUCUGCAACCCAUAAGCAGUCCAGGGGGGAGGAGAGCACCCCUCUUCUGCUCCAGACCCCCCCAUCAUCGUUCAGCCCGGACCCAGAGAGAGGAGCUCCUAAGCUGGGUAGUCUAGGUACGAAAGUGGAGUCUCCCCUGGAGGAUGAGGACUCCAGCUGGACCACCCUGUCCCAAGAGAGCCCCUCCCCUCAGACCCCACAAGAAAUAGCAGAUGUGUGGGGUGAGGGGGACCUUCCCCCAGGCUGGCGUGAGGUCACAGACCUAUCGGAGGUCUACUUCUGGCAUGUCCCUACUGGCACCACCCAGUACGACCGCCCUGUCUCCACCACCAACGAACACACACACCUCCACCCACUCCCUGACUCACAGCAGGGAGACACAGUCACCCUGAGACCACUCAGCGAGCGUCCCAGCAGUUUGGUAUCAGACAGUUCAGUGGAACCUGUGCCCUCUCCCUCCGGCUCCUCCUCCUCCUCUCCCUCUGAUGUCAUUCUGCCUGUCCGAGGCUUUGACAGCACCACCUGCACUGAGCUGAAGGACUACCCAGUCUAUCCUGACCCCAGCCUGAAAGCUUUUGAAGGAGCUACUCUCCGUUAUGCCUCACUGAGACUGCACCCUGCCCAGUUAGAUACAGUGGACCUCAACAGUGCCUGCACUGACCCAGAGGGACAGUCGUUCCCGGUGCGUUCUCUGGGCUGGGUGGAGAUGGCAGAGAGAGACCUGGCAGAGGGGAGGAGCAGUGUGGCUGUCCAUCACUGUAUCAGGCAGUUGUCGUACUGUAGGAGGGACAUACGAGACUCGGCAGGGGUCUGGGGAGAGGGUAAAGGCAUGUUGCUGGUGCUGCAGGACCGUGAUCUGACCCUGGUCCACCCGGACGACCACAGCAUGCUCCACUCUCAGCCAAUCAGCAGCAUCCGUGUGUGGGGCGUCGGCCGAGACCAUGACAGGGACUUUGCCUAUGUGGCGAGAGACAAAAACACACGGGUGUUGAAAUGCCAUGUGUUUCGAUGUGAUACCCCUGCAGAAGCCAUAGCAACGAGUCUCCACGAAAUCUGUUCCAAGAUUAUGGCUGAGAGGAAGAGUGCGAAGGCUGCUGCCUGCAGCUCAUCCCAAACAGGCUCCGAUGUUCCUCUCCAGGAGUUUCCUGUCCCAAAGACUGAGCUGGUGCAGAAGUUCAAUGUGAACUACCUGGGGAUGACGUCGGUGUCUCGCCCCAUAGGUAAGAGAAGUAUGGACAUCAUCAACGGGGCUAUAGAGAGCCUGGUGUCCUCCACAGGAAAAGAGGACUGGACCCCUGUCAUACUGAGUGUGGCUGACGCCACCGUGGCUGUCAUCAAGGAGAAGGAAGAGGAGGAGGAAGUGUUGGUGGAGUGCCGCGUGCGUUUCCUGUCCUUCAUGGGAGUGGGCCGGGACAUCCACACCUUUGCUUUCGUCAUGGACUCUGGGAACCAGCACUUCCAGUGCCACGUGUUCUGGUGUGACCCCAACGCUGGCAGUGUGUCUGAAGCCGUGCAGGCUGCUUGUGUGCUGCGGUAUCAGAAGUGUCUGGUGGCACGCCCCCCCUCCCAGAGAGCUGGCUCCUCCUCCCCGCCCCCCGACUCGGUGACGCGCCGGGUGACCACCAGCGUGAAGCGUGGCGUCCAGUCUCUCAUAGACACUCUGAAAACAAAGAAAACGCCCUCAGAACUGCCUCAGCAAUGACGGACAGCUCACUGACCACACCCCCCCACCACAGCCCCUGGCUUUGUCACUCACACUAUCGCCACAACUACGACCUACAACCACUCCUAACCAAUACCAGCCAUGGUAACCAACGAUGUACAUACAUGUUAACUUAACACCACUGGGCAGACCAAAGGAGGAAUGGAUCUGGAAAUGUGUAUCUGCUCAAAAUAAUACAAAGUGAACUAAUCUGCAGAAGAAGAAGAAGAAGGCCAAGCUACAGCAGAAUGAUGUGCUGUUAAUUUGGGUCAUCACUAGUGGAACUUUCCAUUGAGCUUUGAACUCUGCUGUGUCAUAGCGAGACUUGCCUACUUUAGCCAGGCCACAGCUGUCCUCACCGGGCACUGCCUCGUCUUGUGGAGUAUUAUUACUACUGAGCUGAAUGGAGUAUUAAGCCGAUGUCACACAAAGCAUUCUGGAUACAAUUUAUGUUGCUUGCAACAAAGUUGCACCUGUGUUGCACAGUGUGUCACCCCCCAAAUGUUUUGGGGCCUGCAACUUAGUUGCAUUGCACCGCAAGAUAGAAAUGAAUCCUAUUUCACGCAACUGACUGUAUGCGGUGUCUAAUCAGUGAGCAGAAAAAAAAGUUUACAUGACUCGUCAUAUCGUUCCGUACGGAACUCUGACCCGGUUGCCGUGUCAACACAGCUGUAAGUGCUGCUGCAAACCACAAGAGACAUGCCAAAUGUCAGAAAAAAUUGUCUCGUCAUGGCUUACGUACAUGCUCUGGCAGUCAAUAAAUGUCAUUUUAAAAGUGAACCCAGACCUUUAUCUGUCCAGUUUCAACUGAAAUUGUCCAACAUGAAUUGCGCUAGCUAGGUUAGCUCGUUGCUAGCUUAUUUAGCUAGCUGGCUUGGUAAAACAUAGCCCUUGAUCAUGACUCUCAGUUCCAUUACAUUAUACAUAAGACUUAUUGGAUGAAGGCGUCUUCUCUACGGGGGAGUUUUGUUAAGAGCCCCGAUGCUCAAUCUGAACAUUAACACGAGUCGCUUGCGGUACGGUUUUGGAAGCGUAAGGACCUUAUCUUUCAUAUCAUCGAGAAAUAAUAAAAUAAAAAGGUUAAUUUGAUACACACCUUGCUACUGUAAGUGUAUCUUUUUUUAUUUUAAGGAUUCUUUCUCUUCUGAUGAAAGACAAGGGCCACAUGUUUUGAAAGCCUUGAUUAUUGACGUUUCUAAACGUCUAAACACAGCGUCGGGAUUGUAGUCAACAUGAGCCAGUCGUGGGCUAAGCGAAAGGCUGAAAACUGUAGGGAGAAGGCAGAAUGCCGUCUUGAGUUUUCGAGAGCUUGAAAUGGCUAGCUAGUUAGCGGGUACGCGCUAGUAGCAUUUCAAUCAGUUACGUCACUUGCUCUGAGACUUAAGUAGGGUUUCCCCUUGCUCUGCAAGGGCCGCGGCUUUUGUGGAGUGAUGGGUAACGACGCUUCGUGGGCGACCGUUGUUGAUGUGUGCAGAGGUUCCCUGGUUCGCGCCCGUGUCGGGGCGAGGGGACGACGUAAAGUUACAACUGUGACAUUGAUGCUGUUGACCCGGAUCACUGGUUGCUGCGGAAAAGGAGGAGGUUGAAAGGGUGGUGAGUGUAACGGAUGUGAAAUGGCUAGCUAGUUAGCGGGUGCGCCCUAGUAGCAUUUCAAUCAGUUACGUCACUUGCUCUGAGACAUUAAGUAGGGUUGCCCCUUGCUCUGCAAGGGCCGCGGCCUUUGUGGAGCGAUGGGUAACGACCGUGCUUCGUGGGCGACCGUUGUUGAUGUGUGCAGAGGGUCCCAGGUUCGCGCCCGUGUCAGGGCGAGGGGACGCCGUAAAGUUAUUCUGUUACAUUGGCAAUAGGCAACAUUCUAGCUAACUAAAUUGUACAGCCAGCAUUUUUGUCUAUAUCGAUGCUGUUACAAUUACCAAACAUUUGGAUAAACAAAUAAUUUAUGAAACCAUGAUGUGAUACAUAACAGGAUUGGUUGUUGCAUGCGAUUUAAAUUGCGUCCAAAUUGCUUUCUGUGACGCAGGCUUUAGACUAAUAAUGAGACACACUGGACAUACAUGAGAAAAAGAACCAAUCCCCAUUGAGUGCUGGCUUUGUUGCAUCAGGAAGCCCACACUGAAUGUGUGUUUGUUUAUCUACCCCUUUUUUGUACUUCUUGUACACAGUGAGAGCAGCCCUGUUCCCAUCGCAGUGCCAAACUGAGUAGCAUUCCAGAACGGGACACACACACAAUGGUCUCUUUAAGACGUCUGUCUCGUUGACGUGGAAACGGGACAUGCUUAUGGCAAAAGCCGAUCGCUACGGACAAGGCCACUGACCAAUCGCCGCCAUCCAGCUGUUCUACCCAACCUGGUAACCUUUGAGCCCCAGACUCCAACAGAGACGUGUCAUGUGACGGACUAGACAGCCAUGAUGUCCUAACAGAUACAGGAAGUGCACAGAGCAUGGGAACCAAUGUAUUCCAUCCCAUCUGGCUCACAUAACGGACUGAACCAAUGUCUCCCUUGAGGGGUGCUCGGAUUGUACUAUACUUAUUGUAAAGUAAUGAUUGUACCCCAGGUUGGAGAUGAGAGGUGAGAGGGAGGAAUGGGGUGGUGUUGGUAUUUCAUGUGUCUGUAAUCUGAAUGUGAGGGGAGAGAUAGAGAUGGAUCAUCAUUGGAGAGAGAAGUUACUGAGGAGGGUGUCAUUAUGGAGAUAGGUGCUCUGCACAAAAGCCUAACCCCACCAGACUAUCUAAACCUGUCCCCCCACACACACACACACGUUCACCAAACUAUGGAGAGCUGACCGCCCACUGUCUCCUUUAGGACCCAGGAACACCUCUCUACACUCUAACUCAACUCUGUGAAUGCAAUCCACUCCAACGUUAAAAACAUACGUGAAAAUAGUGUGAUUCAUGUGCUCUGUUCUUCACUCAUCUCUACACCAUGUAACUGUAAUCUGUUGUGAAAAUAAAUGCAAUACCAAAACAA
Salvelinus fontinalis (brook trout) is the source of this 5985-nucleotide messenger RNA. RefSeq names its product amyloid beta precursor protein binding family B member 2-like. Lineage: Eukaryota; Metazoa; Chordata; Actinopteri; Salmoniformes; Salmonidae. Bases 302 to 3016 code for a protein of 904 amino acids. The transcript is spliced from 15 exons. Gene Ontology annotation, molecular function: transcription factor binding; amyloid-beta binding. Gene Ontology annotation, biological process: regulation of DNA-templated transcription. Gene Ontology annotation, cellular component: cytoplasm; nucleus. The record is from RefSeq and is a predicted model, not a curated record.